UUCAGUCGCUUGCUGAGCUGCUCCCCUCAGUGGAAAUUAUUAGACUGGUCGGCACAUUUACCAACCAGUUUAACAUCACCAGCGUUUAAAUGCGCCGAGGACUCAUUUUCGAUGAUCGGCCAGUACUUGACAUAGCGACAAGAUGCGGAGUUUUAUCAGAUUAUUAUAAACCUUCACUCACGCACAGAGCUAGCAGGUUAGCUGGUUCAAAGCACCAGGCUGCUGGCAUUUACAGGGACUGCCAGUAGGACGUCAAGGAAGCCGCUUCAUCAUUUCCUCGUUACUCGGAUCGGGAACAAAUCCAACUGUCUGGUUUCUGGACGCGCUCAUGUUUUGGCAUUUUGGCGAGCAUGGAGCUGUUUCAAGCUAAAGAUCAUUAUAUUCUCCAGAGCGGAGAUAACGCGUUGUGGUGCAGCAGGAAGGACGGAUCUUUGAUCGUGAGACCGGCAACUGAUCUGCUGCUGGCCUGGAACCCUGUCUGUUUGGGGCUUGUGGAGGGUGUUAUUGGAAAAAUACAGCUUCAUGCUGAUCUUCCUCUGGGCCUGAUUCUGAUUCGCCAGAAAGCACUGGUGGGCCUGUUGCCAGGAGACCACAAAGUGUUCAAGAUCACCAAGAUAGUAGUCAUUCCACUCUCAGAGGAUGAACCACAGGAUCUGGAAUUAGAGCUUUGUAAAAAACAUCAUUUUGGAAUCAACAAACCCGAGAAAAUCACCCAGUCACCGGAUGAAUCAAAGUUCCUGCUGAAGACACUGAGUCAGAUCAAAUCUAAUGUUGCAGUGCCCAUCAAGAAAAAGGUGAAAGAGAAUAAAGAGAAGGAGCGUCUAGAGAGGCGGCUGCUUGAUGAACUCUAUAAGAUAUUCAUGGACUCUGAUUCAUUUUACUACAGUCUGACCUAUGACCUUACCAAUACAGUCCAGCGACAGGGAGCAUUAGGCGAUUCAGAUUUACCCCUUUGGAAAAAGGUGGAUGAUAGAUUCUUCUGGAACAAACACAUGAUCAAAGACCUCAUCAACUUGAAGGUGCCUCAGGUGGACUUUUGGGUGAUUCCUAUCAUUCAAGGCUUUGUGCAGGUGGAGGAGAUGGUGGUGAACUACAACGAGAGCUCUGAUGAAGAGAAGAGCAGCCCGGAUACACCUCUGCAGGAACCCACCUGUGUGGAUGAUAUUCACCCACGUUUUACCGUGGCCCUUAUCUCCAGACGAAGCCGCCAUCGUGCAGGAAUGCGCUACAAGCGAAGAGGAGUGGACACAGAUGGACAUGUGGCCAACUAUGUGGAGACCGAGCAGCUAAUUCAUGUGCAUAGCCACACGCUGUCCUUUGUACAGACACGAGGCUCCGUCCCUGUGUUUUGGAGCCAAGCUGGAUACCGCUACAACCCCAGACCUCGGAUAGAGAAAGGAGAGAGGGAAACUAUGCCUUACUUUUCUUCUCACUUUGAACAGCAAGUUGAGAUUUACAAAAAACUGGUCAUCAUUAAUUUAGUGGACCAAAAUGGACGUGAGAAGAUAAUUGGUGAUACAUUCCUCAAACAAGUGCUGCUGUACAAUAAUCCCAAUCUAACAUAUGUUUCAUUUGACUUCCAUGAGCACUGUCGAGGGAUGAAGUUUGAGAAUGUGCAGACUCUCACUGAUGCCAUUUGUGACAUCAUCACGGACAUGAGAUGGGCCUGGGUGGACCAAGCAGGAGUCAUCUGCCAGCAGGAGGGCAUUUUCCGUGUUAACUGCAUGGAUUGCUUGGAUAGAACUAAUGUGGUACAAGCCGCAAUCGCCCGUGUAGUCACAGAGCAGCAGCUGAAAAAGCUUGGUGUAAUGCCACCCGAGCAGCCACUGCCCCUCAAGUGUUACAAGAUCUAUCAGGUGAUGUGGGCCAACAAUGGAGACACCAUUAGCCGUCAGUAUGCUGGCACAGCUGCCCUAAAGGGUGAUUUUACACGAACAGGAGAGCGAAAGUUGGCGGGGAUGAUGAAGGAUGGUGUGAACUCAGCUAAUCGUUACUAUCUGAACCGCUUCAGAGACGCUUACCGACAGGCCGUCAUCGACCUCAUGAUGGGCCUUCCAGUUACAGAAGACCUGUACUCCAUCUUCAGCAAAGAGAAGGAGCAUGAGGAGAAGGAGAGCCAAAGAGGAGCUCAGGAGCAGGUUAGCUUUCUGCUGCAGACAUACAUGCAGCUGCUGCUGCCUGAAGAUGAGCGGUUCCAUGGUGGCUGGGCUCUUAUCGACUGCGAUCCAAGUUUUAUGUCAACGGUUCAGAGUCUAAUAGAUGCCACGCACAAAGAUGUUGAUGUUCUUCUCCUUCUGUCCAACUCUGCAUAUUAUGUAGCCUACUAUGAUGAGGAAGCAGACAAGGUCAACCAAUACCAGAGGCUCAGUUUAAAAGGUCUUGAAAAGAUUGAAAUUGGCCCAGAACCUACUCUGUUUGGAAAGCCUAAAUACUGCUGCAUGCGACUGCAUUAUAAGAAUGGGGAGACAAGUGGUUACUUUCAUACACUGAGAGCUGUCACACGGAAUGCAGAGGAUGAUGGAAAAGACACACUCCAGUGCAUUGCUGAAAUGCUUCAAAUUACAAAGCAAGCUAUGGGGCUUGACGUCCAGGUCAUUGAGAAGAAAUUAGAGAGGAGACACAGUAAACCACAUGAGGAUAUUAUGGGAAUACAAGGAAAAGCCGUGGACCAAGUCUUUGGGUCUGGUUUGGCUCAAGGCAAAAGCUUCCUUUUGAACAAGUUCUCAACUCUAAACCAGAAAGUGAAGCAGACAAAGACCAACGUCAACAUGGGAAAUUUCAAGCCUUUAGGGAGACUAGGGACCUUCUCGAAGCCUGAGGUGAAAGUGAACUUCCUAAAGCCCAAUUUGCACGUGAACCUCUGGAAAUCUGACAGCAGUUUAGAGACUUCUGAUGCUAAUACUGGUUCGACAGCCCUAAAAGACCUUAAUGAUGAGCAUUCUGAAGAGAUCUCCUCUGAUUCUGAUUCCUACCACUCGGACGAGCAUCCAUGCUCAGGAUCUCGGGAAAACGUAGACUAUGUGCUUCCAAGCUGUGGAAUUGUAGCAUCUGUACCUCGACUUGGCAGUCGCUCACAAUCUAUUAGCAGCAUUGAGCUUGCAGUCCCCUCUGUCAUCCGAGUCACAGGCUGUGAUAACAAGACUACAGAUAACUUGUCAGUUGGCCUAGAUGACCAGUCUCCAGGGGCAGCCUCUGAGGCAGAAGAAGCCAUUCUGAUUGACUUUGGGACACCUAUUGAUGCUUACUGCCACCAAUUCGUCUACGAUGCCAAGACUAAAGCAAUAGAGGUGUUUGAGGAAGUGGCAACACCACCCAAACUGCAAGCACCUCACGGCACCAAUGCCCCCUCAGCUCCAGAUGCAAAGCUAGGUUCUUCACAUUCUCAACUGCAGCUCCCUCGACCAUCUCAGCUCGAGGUGGACUCCUCUGUUCCUGUGGGGAAUCUACUGACUAUCCAGCCUCUGGGCUCUGCCACAUCAUGCGGGUCACAAAAGAGUCUGGAAGACAAUAUAGGACCCUCACCAGCAGACAGCAAUGGAGGUGUUGUUUCACCCUUUGCAAAGAUCAGGAGCUCCAUGGUGCAGGUGGCAAGCUUGACCCAGACAGGACUUACACAAGGAAUCAAUUUCGCUGUAGCAAAAGUUCAGAAAAGCCCAGAAUCAGAUGCUGUUAAUGAAACUCAAGAAAAUGAAUUGCGAGCAAUGUUUACACAGUGCCAGACUAGGAUAAUUCAGAUAUAGUUCUGUUAGCAGAUGCAUUUUUAGUGUUAGAUUGUGACUUCCAGUAAAGUAACAGUAGCAAAAUCUCACAAAACCGAACAUUAACUCACCUAAAGUCACACUCCUAAUAUCCCCACCAGUUCAACAAACCAAAGUUUGCAGCCAGUGUUGUAGUAUGUAUUACAUCUAAGGACAUCUCCACACUAAAACGUUUUUCAGUUGAAGACGCAUUGCUUUUGCUAUGUCUACACCUCUCAUCCUCACAGGAACAGGAAUUUUCGAAAACUCUUUCUAGAAAACGAUGACAUAAUGAACCAAAAAUGUAUUAGUGUGGACUUAGCCUAAGAUUACCUUACUGUGCCCAAGUCUACGUCAAAUCCUAAAUACAUCUAUAUAUUGCUGGUUUGCAUGUUAAGAAAUAACUCUUGAGGUAGGCUAAGGCAGGCAAUAUUUAUUGCAUGCCAAGACCCAAGACAUAGAUUUGUCAUGUCUGACCCCAUUUGUGCAGUGCACUUCUUUGAAUUCACUGGCUGUUGAAGCUAUAACUCAAACCUUUCAAACUAAUAACCACAUUUUAAUAUCUAUCAGUGGGCAGCUUAAUAUUACGCAUUAGAAAAAUGGACCAUAAAGUUACAUUAUUAUACAGAUAUCUUUGAUGUGGUGUUUGUCAUUUAAAAUAUACCAAAAUAAAACCAGAAUAGUUGUGUAGGACCUGUGGUCAAAUUAUAUUAUUCAAAAUGUAAGUAUUAUAUGUAAGUACUGUAGCAGUUUCAUUAGAACUCUCCAAUUAAGAUGUUUAAGACAGAGAAUUGUUUAUAUGCUCUUAAAUUUAUGACAAAGGCUAAUGGAAAGAGGCCACCUCCCGUUCUUUGGGCUCUGUUGAUAGUCAUGCAACCUAAUCUGUCAAAUCUUUCCAAUGGGGAAACUGAUGUUUCACAGAGUUAGCAGAGGACAGUUAUUUAUAACUAGGUUAUACAAAAGCUUAUGUCUUAAAAUAUUACGUUUAUUUCACAUUUUCAGUUGUAAAAACCUUUCCUGUGUCAAAUAACUUAAAUCAGUUAUUUGCAAAUUCAUUUUGGUAUUCAAAUGUACCAAAGAAAUCUAAAGUUAUAGGACAUUAGAUUUGCAUUUGACAGGUCUAAUGCAAGGUAGCCUUGACAGUUUUUUGCACUCUUAAAUGGCAUGAGCAAGCCUUACCAGAUCAUUAAAUGCAAGCCUACCUUCAGAUUACUGAUGUUUUCAUUCAACCCAUUCAGGUUAUAUUUAUGUUUCAUCUGGGGUGUAGCUAUUAUGCAUUUAUGCCAUGCUUUAGAUAAUGCUCUCUGACUUGAAGGUCAUUCUGUUUAAAAUUAGUGAAGUGAUUCAGAUUAGAUCAUCAUUUGAGGCUGCCAUACCUCAUAAAUUCUUUAUGCAGAAAGAACAUCAAGUCUUACUGAACGAUGUCCAGGGAAUCCUAGUUUAAUUAUGCAUUAAUUAACAGAAUUUAAGUGCAGAUCAUGUGGCAUUGGGGGUUUAUUGAUGUUUGGGUACUUAGGUUCUAAGAAAGUCUGGAAUAGUUCAGUAUCAGACUAGCAUUACAAUAUCAAUAGGCCUGCCUCACUCUUGUGAUCUCAUGUCCUAGCCAGUAAUUAUGACUAUGAAGAUCAUAUUGGCCUCUAUGGGAGACAUAUCAGUUCUAUGGUCCACAGGUACUUUUUCAAACAGCUAUAUUUUUACUCAUCUUUCUCCAUCAUAUCUGCUGUAGCACAGACUAUAUGUACUGUUCAAUGUAGUGGGUUACACAAUGCUGUUGAAAUCCAUACACACGCAGACAUUCCUGAGGCUGAUAUGUCAUUUUAAAAACCCUCCAAGAUAAGAACUGUCUUUCCGUUAAUAUAUGGCGGCUGUUAUGCCAUACUGAGAAACACAGUAUUGUAGGUUUUGGCAUUAAGACAAUUGUUUUUUUUACUAUAAGAUCGCAUGCACUGGAAACAUUCUUCUUUGGCUGAGGUUUGAGCUGAGAGUUCUUGAAUCAGUACUUACGAUAAACAUUCCUCUUGUUUUGGGUGUGGGUUAGAUUAUUUUUUAUAAUUUUUUUCUUUUCUUUUAUGCAUAAAUUGCAUUGUCCUUGUGGUUGUACCCUAGUUAUUUAUCACAAAGUGCUUUUGAACUCACCUUUUCAUUUUCGGAACUGAACUGACAUCUCAUUUUGUAUUACUUUGUCCCACAACCAUUUUUGUUUAUGAAUUUGUCCAUAAUUUUCACAUCAAGAACAUUUACAGCAUCUUCCCAUUUUCCAUAAAUGUUUGUGAAUUGUUUCCAUCCAUUGUAACCAGCUUUUACCAGAGUAUUUAUAAAAAUAUGUAUAAAAAUAAAAACAAAUUCACAUGCUUCUACAUCAGCAUUUCCUAUGUUAUAAAACCUUAACUGUGUAAACUGCUGUAUUUUAAAAUGUUAUGGGAUGUAUGUGGAAGGUUUUUUUAAAGUAAAUAAUUCAAAGAAAAUGUCAUUUGAUUUAUUUACAAGUUUGAUAAGCACCUGAUCAUUGAUGAUUGAAUGACUAGAAUAUAUGCUUCUAUAAUUUUCACAUCUGGAACAAUGAUUUCUUUAAGUACUUGUAGAAAUCACUUGAGAAUUGAAAAGGAUUACAAACAUGGUGAGCAUGGCAACCUUUUUUCCAAAAUGUGGUUCCUCCCAAAGACAUUUUAAAAGGAAUAUUUCACUCAAAAAUAAAAAUUCAUAAUUUACAUAAUUUACUUUUUUUCUGCAGAACAUCUCAGCCAUGUAGGUCAAUACAAUGCUCCAAAAGCACAUGAAGUCAGUAUAAAAGUAAUUCAUAAGACUCCAGUGGUUAAAUCCAUGUGGUUUGAGGCGAUCCAACUAAUAUCCCCAAAAAAAAAAAAAAAUGAAAUCAUGAUUACCAAGGAGACUGUUGAUGCCAAGAUUUAUUAUUGUAAAAUGUUAAGGGAGUUAUUUUUUAGCCUGUUUUGCUUCAGAAGACAUGGACUAAACCAGGGGUGUAAAAAGUACUCAGAAAUUAUAAGUGAAAGUAUGGAUACGGAGUGAAAAUCUUACUCAAUUAAAAGUAUCUAGCCAAAAAUAUACUUGAGUGAAAGUAAAAUGAUUUACUUUAAAUUGUAUUAGUAUUAAAAAAGUAAAAAGUAACUUUUCUAGCUAGAAUGAAAUGAACAGAAGUGAGAGAGAGAGGAUAUUGUUAAAUUUGAUUGGUUUAUGUCACCUUUUUACAGUCUCCAAAGACUGUCAUAUUUCUCCCCCAGUGGCAUUUGCAACUGUCAUAGAAUCAUGUUACAGUAAUUACAUUUUUGCAAAAUGGUGUAUGUCACGUGGCAAUUUCCUGGUGGAAUGAACACUAGAGGCGCUUAAACAACGACUUUUAUCCCCUUUCAGUCAAAUCACCAGUAAAACGGCAGAUUAUCAGUUCAUGAACACCUAUUUUUCACUCCGUUCCCACACAAUGCUAUCUUAUGACAUCUAAACAAUUUUACUAUAGCUCAUGACACAUUUUAACAUUUGCAUUACACAACUAACUACAGUACAGUAACCAGCUUCAAACUGCACAGUAGCUCAACUAAUAGCGUAGCAUAUGUGAUGCAAAGAACCAGAGCCGAAAGUGUCAUAGAAGCACCACAAAAUUACAUUCAUAAGUUGUUUUUCCAUCUCACAUUUGCUUUUUAUGACACUAUUGGUAAGGUUUAAGACAUUUCACUUGCUUUUAGCAGCACACAAUGGA
Xyrauchen texanus (razorback sucker) is the source of this 7449-nucleotide messenger RNA. Its product is annotated as phosphatidylinositide phosphatase SAC2-like. The transcript has 21 exons. The record is from RefSeq and is a predicted model, not a curated record. NCBI's taxonomy places the organism in Eukaryota, Metazoa, Chordata, Actinopteri, Cypriniformes, Catostomidae. Gene Ontology annotation, biological process: phosphatidylinositol dephosphorylation; regulation of endocytic recycling. Bases 351 to 3740 code for a protein of 1129 amino acids. Gene Ontology annotation, molecular function: phosphatidylinositol-4-phosphate phosphatase activity. Gene Ontology annotation, cellular component: clathrin-coated endocytic vesicle; early endosome.